Molecule: messenger RNA, 2245 nt
Organism: Syngnathoides biaculeatus (alligator pipefish)
Lineage: Eukaryota; Metazoa; Chordata; Actinopteri; Syngnathiformes; Syngnathidae
Gene: crppa
Product: CDP-L-ribitol pyrophosphorylase A
Exons: 10
Coding region: 1-1326 (441 amino acids)
Biological process (GO): protein O-linked glycosylation via mannose; isoprenoid biosynthetic process
Cellular component (GO): cytosol
Molecular function (GO): D-ribitol-5-phosphate cytidylyltransferase activity
Source: RefSeq, a predicted model, not a curated record
AUGAUGGAGGCGCCUCGCGUCGACAGUUCAUGCGAGGACCAAGCCGGGCCCGCACAUCCUGGGACUUUCCUAGCCAGUCAAUACGGGAAGAGCGACCACGCGCAGGCCAGAGUUGGCGUGGACUUCCCGGUGUUUGUAGUUCUUCCUGCCGGUGGCAGCGGAGAGCGGACCGGGCUGCAGACGCCCAAACAGUUUUGCUUGUUACUGGGGCGACCGCUUAUAAGCUACACCAUUGAGGCUUUUGAGAGGGUAUCAUGGAUCCGCAGCAUUGUGGUUGUCGUGGCCAAGGAAAACACAGACCUGAUGGCGGCCAUCGUCGGGCGCUUCCGGCACGCCAAAGUCCGGGUGGUGGCUGGCGGAUCCACACGUCACAGGUCCAUUUGGAAUGGCGUCAUGGCUCUGAGUGAGGUGGGGGAGGAGGAAGCGGAGGGCGGGGAGGACAACAAGGUGGUCAUCAUUCACGACGCCGUGCGGCCUUUCGUUGACGAGGACUUACUGUAUCGGGUCACCGUGGCUGCCCGGGAACACGGAGCCUCGGGAGCCAUCCGACCGCUCGUCUCCACGGUGAUCGCAACCACAUCGGAGGGCUUCCUUGACCACUCGCUGGAGCGGGCCAAGUAUAGAGCCAGCGAGAUGCCGCAGGCCUUCAUGUACAACGUCAUCCAGAGAGCAUAUAAGAAGUGCACCGAGGCCGACUUUGACUUUGGUACCGAGUGUCUCCAUCUGGUGCUCCGAUACUGCGGCACCAACGCCAAGCUCAUCGAGGGACCGCCCACGUUGUGGAAGAUCACCUACAAAAGGGAUUUGGCUGCUGCAGAGUCGGUCAUUAAAGAUACUGUAUCUCGAAGAGCCUGCAUGAUCACAGGCCGAUGUUCGCAUGCAAGGAUGCUGGCCGACUCCCUCCACAAGGCCUUUUGCAAACGAGAAACGGAGCUGGAUAUGAUCCCAGAUGUGAAAGGAGACAAUGUCAAGUAUCUGCUCAAGGCCUGGACGUUCAUCCAACUUUCUAUGAAUGACUCGGACUUGGAUGAAGAAGUGGAGACCACGUUUGCGGCUUUGGAGGCGACAAAUCAAACGCUUCUCCACCCAGUGGUUGUCGUCGUAGUCCAUUUAAGCACUAUGGACCGAUGGGCGGCAGAGCCGACUGCCUUUGCAAAAUUGGCCUCGGGAGCCAAGCUCCGGAAUAUUCUCUUAUAUGGUGUCAAUCUGCAGCAGUCAAAGGAUGCCGAACGUUGGACAAGGUCUUUGGCUAAAGCAGCGGAGUUGACAUCAGCUUUGUUUCGGGAGAGGAGCGAGGCCUUGGUGGGUCAAAUUCUACAAGCGUGAUGCCGCAAAAAAAAAAAAAAAAAAUUAGGUUGCCUCCACUAUCAAAUUCAGUGAGAAGUGCAAGCUGUCCUAAGCUCACCUCCACAUCUUUUUUUUUUUUUAAAUAUAAUUUCAAAGGCUCAUUGUGACUAAUAAAUUGACUUGUACAUGAGGAAUUGUUGGAAUACCCCUUUAAUGUUCUCCUGACAGUUUUGUUUUUUUUUUUGGGGGGGGAGGGGGGUGCUUAAUAAUACUCCAGCUGAUUUUUCAUCACAUAAAGCCCAUGUCCAUUUUCCAAGCUGCUUAUCCUCACAAGUGUCAGGUGAAAUGUUUCUUACUUUUUCCUCAGUUGUAAACAAUUCUUUUUUUUUUAACACUUAGAUAUCCAUAUAGUAAAAUAAUUAGUCUAAAUAAGUAUGUUCAAAUUUUUAGAGCAACAAAAACUGAAAAGUUUUCAUUUUUGUGCACACUGAUAGUUGUCUGAAAUAAAAGUAAACUUUUUUUUUAUUUUAAAGUAGUGAAGAAAAGAUGAUUUCUACACAAAUAUACGGUGGUAAAAAAGGAAAUUAUUUUAACAUAUGGUUUAAAAAAGCUGAAUUCACUUGGCAUAUUUUUACACAAAAGAAAGCAAAAAAUCUUUAAGAUAACCUAAAAAAAAUGUUGAAUAAGCAGGUAUAACCGCCAAUAAGGGUUUUCAGGGUUCGUGUCCCCGUAAAAAAAAAAAAAAAAUCUAAGGAGGAAAACAAAAAAGCUUAAUCAACCAGUACUUAACCAGCAGUGUGUUAAGGUGGGCGUUGAAUUCCAUGUUUCUGUUCAACAUAGUGAUAUUAAUUAAAAUGAAAUUUACUUCAAUAUAACUAUUAAUCUCAAGAGUACUGCACUUCAUUUCUAGUGAAUGCUGCCCUCUGGCAGGACUAUAGUAGUCAUUGCAGACCAUUGA